AUGUGGAUUUUUCGUCAUAAAAAGAAAUCUGAUGGUUCUUUUGAGCGGCAUAAAGCCCGUCUUGUAGGUGAUGGAAAAACACAGCAGUUGGGUGUUGAUUGUGAUGAGACUUUCAGUCCGGUUGUCAAAUCGGCCAUUAUUCGUACUGUUCUUAGCAUUGCUAUCUCUAAAUCUUGGCUUAUUCACCAGUGGGAUGUCAAGAAUGCUUUCUUACAUGGUUAUCUCAAUAAGACAAUUUAUAUGCAUCAACCCAUGGGGUUCCGCUAUAAAAGUCGCCUUGAUCAUUACCUACUAGUGCAACAAGCUAAGUGUGAAAAAAGAAAAAAACUAAGAUCAUUUUUGGUUAGGAUUAGGAAAACGGAGAAGGUUAAUGAAAUUAGGAACGGUCAGAGAGCUGAGGGUGCGGCUAGCAUCCUAGCAAUUGGGAGGGCUAACCCACCUAAUUUUGUACUUCAAUCCGAGUAUCCUGAUUACUACUUUCGUGUCACAAAUAGUGAACGUGAACAUAUGGUUCAUAUUAAAGAUAAGUUCAAACGCAUAUGUGAAAAGUCCAUGAUAAGGAAACGUCACAUUUUCUUGACUGAGGAGAUUUUGAAGGAGAAUCCAAGCAUGUUAACUUAUGGAGAAGUAUCACACGAUGCUCGUCGUGAAAUGACUAUCGACUACCUUCCGAAGCUCGGUAAGGAAGCUGCGCUUAAGGCCAUCAAAGAAUGGGGGCAACCUAAGUCCAAGAUCACCCACCUUAUCGUGUACAACACGUUGGCUCUAUCCAUGCCCGGAGCUGACUAUGAGCUAGCUAAGGCCCUCGAACUAGACCCCUCGGUACAUAGGACUGUCAUGUACCUUGUAGGUUGUCAUGCAGGGCCCCAUAUCCUCCGCCAUGCCAAAGACAUAGCGGAGAAUAAUAAAGGGGCCCGUAUACUGAUAGUGUGUGCUGAGAUCACAGCUGUUAAUUUUCAUGGCCCUUCUGAAACCCAAAUUGACUCUUUAAUAGGGCAAGCACUUUUUGGUGAUGGUGCGGCUGCCAUCAUUGUAGGAGCCGAGCUAGAUUACUCUAUCGAAAGGCCGUGUUUCCAACUCAUUUCGGGCACACAAAGGACUAUACCUAACACAAAUGGUGCGGCCUACUCCGAGAUCAUUAACAUGGGACAAACGUUCCACCUACGUAAGGACCUCCCUUGUUUGAUCUCGGACUACAUUGAGGAAAGUCUUGUCAAUAUUUUUAAGCCUAUUGGUAUCAAUGAUUGGAACUCGAUUUUUUGGAUCGCGCACAAUGGUGGUCCAGCCGUGCUUAAUAGCAUUGAGUCCGAGCUUAAACUCGAUAAAGAAAAGCUCAAAGUCACAAGACAUGUACUAAGUGAGUAUGGUAACAUGUCUAGUGUUGGUGUGCUAUUUAUGAUGGAUGAAAUGAGAAAGAAGUCACUCCAAGAUGGAAAAUCGACAACCGGGUUAGGGUGUGAAUGGGGUGUUAUGUUCGGGUUUGGUCCCGGACUCACCAUUGAAGCCCUUGCUCUAAGGAGUGUUCCCUUGCUCGAUUAAGUAUACUAUAGCUCAAUCAACAAUAAUGUUAACCUUUGCUAAGUGAUUUCAAGUGUUUUUAUUAUGUUUGGGAUUUUGUAUUCGAUAAUAAUACUUCUCUGUGUUUUUUAGUCUUCCA
This is a messenger RNA of Chenopodium quinoa (quinoa), 1657 nucleotides long. Its product is annotated as chalcone synthase 2-like. The record is from RefSeq and is a predicted model, not a curated record. The transcript is spliced from 3 exons. Gene Ontology annotation, biological process: polyketide biosynthetic process. NCBI's taxonomy places the organism in Eukaryota, Viridiplantae, Streptophyta, Magnoliopsida, Caryophyllales, Amaranthaceae. Bases 1 to 1539 code for a protein of 512 amino acids. Gene Ontology annotation, molecular function: acyltransferase activity, transferring groups other than amino-acyl groups.